Molecule: messenger RNA, 1044 nt
Organism: Knipowitschia caucasica
Lineage: Eukaryota; Metazoa; Chordata; Actinopteri; Gobiiformes; Gobiidae
Source: the annotation of a GenBank genome assembly
AUGCACAUAUUCAUCGAGCGUGCAGUCGAUCCGCUGACGGCCCGUUACCUUGGGCCCCUCUCUCUGGCCCCUGCGCUGGCCCCACAGAUAGCAGGAGGGAAGAGCACAGACACUUCUCCCUCACGGCUCCGCUCCUCUUACACCAUAGCGGGCAAAAGCCGGCCCGCAGAGCGCCCCGCGCUCUCGCGGCUCGUGGGCUUGGGCCGUGGAGGGGCCCGCAGGCGGCUGGUGGUGGUGGGGGUGGGAGUCGGGGUGCUUGGGGUGGUCUUGGUCCUGGUCUUGGUGGUACUCAUCCCUGUUCUGGUGAACAGCGCAGGCGGGGCGCACUAUGAGAUGCUGGGCAGCUGCAGGAUGCUCUGUGACCCCUAUGCCAGCGGCACGCUCUCGCCCAGCAGCACUGCGCCUGCACAGGCGCCCGAGGACAGCGCAUUGCAGUCGCUACCCACUUUUAUCCAGGGGCCCAAAGGAGAGCCAGGCCGUCCCGGGAAGAGUGGCUCCAGAGGCCCGCCUGGAGAGCCAGGCGCACCAGGUCCGCCGGGACCCCCUGGAGAGCGGGGUGAGCCAGGUAGAGGGGGCCCGCCAGGACUCCCCGGGCCCCCAGGGGCCAGCGCCACAGGGGCCAUCAGUGCGGCCACUUACAGCACCGUGCCCAGGAUCGCCUUCUACGCCGGCCUCAAGAAGCAGCACGAGGGCUAUGAGCUGCUCAAGUUUGAUGACGUGGUCACCAACCUGGGGAACCACUACGACCCGAGCAGCGGAAAGUUUACCUGCUCCAUCCCCGGAACGUACUACUUCACCUACCACGUGCUGAUGAGGGGGGGUGACGGGACAAGCAUGUGGGCUGACCUGUGCAAGAACAACCAGGUGCGGGCCAGUGCCAUUGCCCAGGAUGCAGACCAGAACUACGACUACGCCAGCAACUCGGCUGUACUGCACCUGGAGCCGGGGGACGAGGUCUACAUCAAACUGGAUGGAGGCAAGGCCCACGGGGGCAACAACAACAAGUAUAGCACCUUCUCUGGAUUCAUUAUCUACGCCGACUGA